This is a messenger RNA of Cylicostephanus goldi, 377 nucleotides long. Lineage: Eukaryota; Metazoa; Nematoda; Chromadorea; Rhabditida; Strongylidae. The record is from the annotation of a GenBank genome assembly.
AUGAAGAGAUCGAUCCGUCAACACCUCGUUCGUACAUUGAUCUGCUGGCCAGAGCGAAAAAGAGGGCUGAAAGAAAACGUGAAAGAAAUGAAUCUCCUCGACCAAAUGUAUAUGGACUUAGUUGGUGCUGACUACAACUACUCGAGCCUUCGCUUUCAGUACAAGGCAAGCCCAUCCAGCACAUUACGAAAAGAACAAAGCGCAGCUGCAGUUAACAACUUGAAGCGUAUCCUUCCUGAGCGAAAGCCGCUGAACUUUCAACAACGACUACCUCUACCAAAAGUUGUACGCAACUACAUACCUCAGCCAAGUUACAAACUUGGUACUCGUCGACUCGUCGACCAGCCUCCAAAUUUAGGUGAGGACAUACUGUAAAA